UCUGCUCUUCCCUUCACACAGCGAUCCAAACCCGACCGAGUGAAACCUCACAUCGAGCCCAAGCCGCACCGCACCCAUGGCGCCCAAGGCGGAGAAGAAGCCGGCGGCAAAGAAGCCCGCGGAGGAGGAGCCCGCUGCAGAGAAGGCGGAGAAGGCCCCGGCGGGGAAGAAGCCCAAGGCGGAGAAGCGGCUCCCGGCGGGCAAGUCCGCCGGUAAGGAGGGCGGCGACAAGAAAGGGAAGAAGAAGGCGAAGAAGAGCGUGGAGACAUACAAGAUCUACAUCUUCAAGGUGCUGAAGCAGGUGCACCCGGACAUCGGGAUCUCCUCCAAGGCCAUGUCCAUCAUGAACUCCUUCAUCAAUGACAUCUUCGAGAAGCUCGCCGCGGAGGCCGCCAAGCUUGCUCGCUACAACAAGAAGCCCACCAUCACCUCCCGCGAGAUCCAGACCUCCGUCCGCCUCGUCCUCCCAGGGGAGCUCGCCAAGCACGCCGUCUCCGAGGGCACCAAGGCCGUCACCAAGUUCACCUCGUCUUAGGUUGCCUCUGGUACUAUUAGUAGUGGUUGGGUGGUGUUGGUAGUUGUGGCUUAGUUUAUCUGGUAAGUUAGUAGUUGCAGUGAAAUGAAAUCAAUGGUCUGUUUGUAGUUGGGUUGCGAUAUAAAUUAUGGUGCUUCUGGAACAAUGUCCCCUCAUGGAUCGGGAAUAGUAAUGGUGCCCGAUCCAUUGUUCUCAUUUCUGUUAUAUGAUGUUCUUCCUGCGAUUGCACUUGUGCUUCGUGGUUAGUUAUUGACGUCAAAAAGUAUAUGACCGAAAUCUGGAACAUAAGUGAAUGUGAAAUUUCUGGAGUAAUUAUGGUUCU
This is a messenger RNA of Phragmites australis (common reed), 857 nucleotides long. RefSeq names its product histone H2B.1. Gene Ontology annotation, biological process: nucleosome assembly. Gene Ontology annotation, cellular component: nucleosome. Bases 77 to 535 code for a protein of 152 amino acids. The record is from RefSeq and is a predicted model, not a curated record. Gene Ontology annotation, molecular function: protein heterodimerization activity; DNA binding; structural constituent of chromatin. Lineage: Eukaryota; Viridiplantae; Streptophyta; Magnoliopsida; Poales; Poaceae. The transcript has a single exon.